Molecule: messenger RNA, 2388 nt
Organism: Clupea harengus (Atlantic herring)
Lineage: Eukaryota; Metazoa; Chordata; Actinopteri; Clupeiformes; Clupeidae
Gene: atoh1c
Product: atonal bHLH transcription factor 1c
Biological process (GO): axon development; positive regulation of transcription by RNA polymerase II; sensory organ development
Cellular component (GO): nucleus
Molecular function (GO): DNA-binding transcription factor activity, RNA polymerase II-specific; E-box binding; protein dimerization activity
Source: RefSeq, a predicted model, not a curated record
ACGGCGCCCCAUAGACGGGAGCUCAGACAAAACAUGCUUGAAUAUGGUUAUGGAUCUGGUUAUCAUUUGCCCGGCUUUGAAUCCCACCCCAGUCUCUCAUUGGCCAUAUACAUUUAAGUAAUUACUCCCACUAUAGAUUUAUUUGGCAGUUCUUAAAAGACACUGUGGAAUUACACUUUUGUUAUCGCUAGAGCGAAAUGGAUGGCAACAGAAACACAUACUGACAUGCACCUGUGAUAGAAGAAGAGAGAACAAUCGGUAAAAUGAUGAACAGGCAAGAUAUAAACACUUAUGAAAUCUAACUCCAUGAAAAGAAUGAAUAACCCUUCAGUCGAUUAUCUCUCCGGUGACUUUGUAUUGGCAGAUCUUCGCUCUUUGGAAAUCAUUAAGAAAACGUGCGCAGUGGAGAGUGUAUAGCUUUAUGGCGCAGCGGGAAGUUUUAUAACUUCUGACAAGUGACACUCUGCAGCCGCGCGGGAGGCCUUGGCAACUUGGCGCGCGCACCAGGCAGAGCGCGCCUUCGUUGGCAGCGGGUGAAAAGAAACGCGUUUGCCAGUAGUUCAUCACUCUUCCUUAAUCCCCUCAAUGAAAUUUGGGUUUCAUCUCCUCUCGUUGAGCUCUGACAGGCAUGCGCCCACCCCAAUUUAGCCCCCGCGCGGGGGUCUCGAGCCUGGCCAUCCGCCGCUGGGUUUGAUCUCCGCCCGCGUGCGCACUUUCAAUGGAACGCUUGAUUUGGUCUAAUCUGCGACGUGUGCCAAGACUGUCAACAGCCUCAACGCGAGAGAGACCUCGCGCCGGGAGCUCAAUGAAAUAUUUAUUAUUCUCGGGCCAUGUGUUGCGCCAUUUAGUCCAAUCUUGGACAUUUAGGGGGGUAUCUGGCGUGCGUAGGCUUUUUUUUUCUUGAGGUUCUUAAGUUUAAUUUAAUGAAAGGCCUGGUGUCCCCACCGCUUACUGGACACCAGUUAAUUGGAUUAGUCUGUACGCUGCGGAUGUGGGCCCAGCAAUUACUGUUAAUGAGUUUUUUUUUUCUUUUCCUCUCUUUUCGUCGGUGGACACAUUUAUAGACUUCUUUAUAUCAAGAAAUACAUUAAAUGCUUAAUCUGAACAAAUGGCUUAUGGACUUAGACAUAUUACAUACAUAUACGUACAUAUUUGGAAAUGAUGUACUAUAAAUGAUUAUUUAUAUGGUAAUCCACAUAAUUACUAAUUAGACUGUAUAGAAUGAAACCAAAUUAUUGUUGUGUGUUAAUGUAAUUUAACAUGUGGUUUAAUGUUAAAAGAAGGAUAUUACUUCUGGGCUAUUUAACUAUGUUGGGAUUCUGACGGGGGAAAAAAGAUUACUUGCUAUUACAGGAAAAAUAAUACAGAGAUCAAUGGUUGUUACAUCAAUAAAUGCAAUGCUUUUGUUUCGAUAAAGUCUUGUUCUUUCUCUCAUGUGUGUGUGGCUGCAGCUUCGCGCUGGGCCGGUGAAGAGGCACACAGAGCGCGCUCACUGAUCAGUGAGACGGACCUAAUCCAUUUUUGAUGAGCUCCGUUAAUAGACUUCCUGCUGUUGCUAUCAAAGGGGUUCACCCUGGUGCCUCUCUCGCACACGACCCUCUCCACGCCCCUUCAAAAGCUACACACUUGGAACAUUCACCAUAAAUACCCCGUGGCCACCAAAACUUUCAGAAAGACUUUUCAGUUUUGGAGUUUCCAGUCACCACCAAUCCCGCAAUGCCUCGACGCAAACCCCCGUGCGCUCCGUGUGUUUUACGGCAAACAGACGCAGCUCAUCUGAAGAGUCCACAUCCCACUGCGGUCCCGCAGCAAGGACCACCGCCUGUCCAAGCGCUGGCACAGAACAGCUGGACGGAGGUUCGGACCACGGACAGGGCGCACUAUGAACCUUGCGCUCUCGUGGAGCUCAGGCUGCCGGGGCUUCGCUACAUCGACCAGGACCAGCCGACCACCGUGACCACCGUGACCAGAGCAAAGAGACGGCGACGGCUGGCUGCGAACGCGCGCGAGCGGCGGAGGAUGCUCGGACUGAACGUAGCGUUCGACCGGUUGCGGAGCGUCAUCCCGAACAUGGAGAGCGAGCGCAAGCUGUCCAAAUCAGAGACCCUACAGAUGGCGCAGAUCUACAUCGCCACGCUCAGCGAGCUACUACAGAACGAAGGCUGCCACGCGGAAUUCAGUUACACGCGCAUUGCCAUGACAGCGGAGCAGGUGGAUUCGCAGCGCGCCGAGCCAUCAUCCUGUGAUUCCGCAACAGAGGACACAGACCUAACUGAGACAGACACGCGCAGUGACGUUAGCAGGCGCGCGGCUGGUCCGGGACAGUCUGACGACGAACACAAGCUCGAGUUGGGGAACUUUUGGGAGCGAACAAGUGGGACAAAAUGA